AUGCCGAAAUAUUGUGUUGAAUUUGUAGCUGAUGUAUGCACUGUACCAUCUCGUGAUACUUCUGACUGUUCCGAUUGUAAAACUGAACAUAUCAGUUUAGAGAAUACCAGCUGUACACUACCUAAUAAAUCUGAUUCUAUUUUAACCUAUCAUAUAUCAACAGGUUCAAAUAUCAAUAAACAAAAGGCAAACACUUCUAAUCUUGAACAUUUAACAAAGGAUUUAAACAAAUCAUCACUUUCAUUAUACAGUGAAGAGGAUAAUUUAACACCUAACGCUACAAAAGUUAAAAUAUCAAAUAGUAAAUACAAUAAAAAUUCACAUGAAUUAUCCAUGGGAAACACAGUUUGUUGUAUGCCGGAUAAUUUAAAGUCCACAUGUGAAUAUCACUGUCAAAAACCAAACUUUGAUAGACACUUAACAAGAAGUCAACAGAAUUAUACUUCAAAUUGUCGAAAAUUUGUUAUUUCACGUGCUGUACAGUAUGAAGAACAAUUACAGCUACAGACUACUAGAAAAGAAAUGACAAUGUCAAAUAAUCAUAGUUAUCAAGAGAUAUUAUGUAAUCAUCACCAUCAUAAUCAUCAGUACAAUGGGAGUAAUAUUCAUGAAAGGUAUGAUCACAGUAAGAAUUUGAAAUCAGAUAUACCCCUUAAAAUAGCUGACAAAUCAUCACAAUGUCAAAGGGAUAGAAAAAGCAAAAUUUCCACAAUGCAUUUGUCUAAAACUGGAAUAAAUGACAGCGAGGCAUUUUUACCCUGUGUAGAUUUAUUAACAAAUCAUUCGAAUAACAUGUUAAAUUCAUUGUCUGAAUGGUCUGUCGAUGUUAGUUCCUUGUCUGGAGGACAACGUUGUUCCAGUGUUACACCACCUAUAAGAAUGAUUGAGUCAAACCGCAAAUUUGAAGGGAUAUCACAUGGUGAUUGUUACAGAAAGGCUGAAUACGCAUCAAAAGGUGAUAAUCAUGAAAUUGUAAAGGAUUCUACAGAUUGUAAUGAUAAUUGUGAUACAGGUAGUCUGUCGGCGACAUUCCCAUCGAAAUCUAUAAAUCCGCUUACUUAUGAACAAGAAUGUGAGGAGAAAAUGAAAUGUCAGCCGAGUGUAUUUGACAGUUCCAAUUAUUAUCAUCAUCAUAAUAAUAGUAGUGGUAGUAGUUAUACUAAAGAUUUUGGCCAAUACAAACGUUCAAAAUCCUCCACUGGUGAUUUGGGACAGUCUGGAGAACCGGCACAAGAAAAUAAAGAUAGAAUUCCUUAUCCCAGUUAUUAUGUUCCCUUAACAGAUGUUUCAGCUUUUGGUGACUCUCUACACCCGCUAACUUCAUCUACGAUAAAGCAAAAUCAAAAAUGUUUAAUUUCUGCAAGAUCACAAAAGAAGCCGAAUCACAUUCAUCACAACAGUAAACGCCAGUGUCAUCCAUCAGAAAGUUACUAUAUACCAGGACCACAGGUGGAGAUUAGUUCACAUAUUGAUUUAUCUGGUGGUUCUUUUACAAAUGCUUCAUCUGUCAGUUCAUUAGAACAAAUUAAUUUAAAUAAUGAACAUGAAAUUAUAAAAGCCACAUCACAAGGUUUGAAUACUAAUCAAGUUAGCAUAGAUUCUUUAGAUAAAGAACAACCUCUGUGUCAUUUAAAUGCGAAAAAAAGUGAAGAAGGCUCUUCAGAUCAACCAAAACAUGAGGAAAUCGAUCAGUCUCUGACACCAUGCCUAAAUUCUCAGAAGACGAGUAGUGCAGCCCCGUCUAGUAACAUUACUUCUAAAAUUUAUGAAAAACCUGUAGACUUGAAAUUAGAUGUUCAUCAACACGUGGGAAGACAGUAUACCCCCAAAAGUAAUCUACCUGCCAGCUUUAAAAACACAUUACUAAACUCAUCGUAUGAUAAUUCUACACCUCAUCAGUCUAGUAAACCAAAAGAUUCAAACUCAUCACCUGACUCAAAUAACACACAGAUUAUUGUACCAAGUAGUCGUUCACUGAGAGAAUCUAGGAUACCAAUCCCGAAGACUAUUCUGCCUUCACCAAUAUAUCGACCGCCAACUACUCACAAAACUGAACUUAAUACUGAUCACUUAAAGGCAAGUGAAUCGAUAAAAACUACAGAUCUACAAGCUGAUACGAUUAAUCAAUCAGGAAUACAAAGGAACUAUGAUACUGUUGAGACUUUACCCUCUGAUAUCAAAACAGAUCCAGAUCUCCCGGAGGUUAAUUCAUCUAAUCAAACUAAUUCUAAUAUGGAUAAUCCAGUUGAAGAGAAUACUAUACAGAUAGAUAGCAAUAAAAAACCAGAAAAUAUCAAAGGUAGUUUACAAAAAAGACAAAGUAGAUCACUUGAAAAAGUGGUAUACUCAAAAGAUAACUGCACCAUACAGUCGACAAAAUCACAUCACUCUAGAAUAAGACGUAAGCGUCAGUCUCAUUCCCUACAACCUAGAUAUUUUCGUGGAACUUAUUAUAAGUCAAAUAGUAAUAACGAUAACAGUAACUUUAAGAAUCAUACUCAGACUGGUCAUAGUCGUCGUAGGUCAAAGUACCUUGCAACUAAGACUCUAACUCCUCCAACAUCACAAGCAGCAUGGGAUAAAAAUCCUACUAAAUCGUUGAUGAUACAGCCGGGUUUUGACUAUAGUGAUUUGAAACCACCAGAAUUACUACUGCAGGUGAAUGCAACAUCUACAAUAAAUUAUUCAGAUACACUGAAUGAUUCAAAAGUACAACUGAUCAAUCAGAGUAACCGGUCUAUCAUGUCUUCACCGCCAACUAAUCUACCUGUUCUACACAGACGAUUAUCAAAUGAAAGUAUAUCUUCUGCACCAUUACAAAAGUCGACAUCAAGACCUUUAACUGCAUCACGAGAACCAACAGCCAAUCUGCCGUUUUUCGCAUCAAUUAAUAAUCCUUCACAGGCUAUGACACCGCCAACACCAAUAUCAUCACGUAUAAAAAAAUUAAUUCGUCGUAAAUUUUUUAUCCCUGAAAGUGCUAAUAUUGAAGAGAUUCUAGCUGAUCCUGAUGACCGCCGGAUUAAAGCCAUCUGUGAACGGUAUAAAUGUGAUCUGGAGAUUUAUUCUAAACUUCCAUGGUGUGGAUUUUUACAAUAUGUUGUUAUAAUGUCUGCACGUGAUAUUUAUACACUACGACGUUGUGCACGUACCUUAGACUCUAGACUUAAUUGGUGUCUGUCAGCACAAUUAAAAUAA
Molecule: messenger RNA, 3198 nt
Organism: Trichobilharzia szidati
Lineage: Eukaryota; Metazoa; Platyhelminthes; Trematoda; Strigeidida; Schistosomatidae
Source: the annotation of a GenBank genome assembly